AUGGCUGCGGCCCUAGGCAUUCAGGGCAACAUUGGAAAUGCCGCCUUCAAAGAUAAAGAAAAGCCCAUGGCGGUCCGGACAGCCAACAUUAUGGCUGCCCGUGCUGUCGCCGAUGCCAUCAGAACCUCUCUCGGCCCUCGAGGUAUGGACAAAAUGAUCCAAUCAGGCAAAGGAGAAACCUUGAUCACCAAUGAUGGAAAUACCAUGUUGAAGAGUAUGAGCGUGAUGCAUCCUGCUGCAAAGAUGCUCGUCGAUUUGAGUGCUGCUCAGGAUGUAGAGGCUGGUGACGGGACCACCUCUGUCGUCGUUAUUGCUGGAAGUCUCCUGGGUGCAGCAGACCGGCUGCUGAGUAAAGGCAUUCAUCCUACCAUCAUUUCCGAGUCCUUCCAACGUGCAGCAAAGGCUGCCGUUGACAUUCUACACGAUAUGUCUCAGCCAGUCUCCCUCACAGACCGCACUGCAUUACUCCAAGCCGCUUCGACAUCACUUUCAUCCAAAAUCGUUUCACAGCACUCCAGUCUACUGGGACCUAUGGCUGUCGACUCUGUUCUAAAAACAAUCGAUCCCAAGACGGCCGACAAUGUUGAUUUAAGGAACAUCCGAAUUAUCAAAAAAGUUGGAGGCACCAUUGAUGACUCGGAAUUGAUCGAAGGCUUGGUUCUCAACCAACCAGUCAUCAAGGGUUCUGGAGGACCAACUCGCAUAGAAAAGGCGCGCAUUGCCCUGAUCCAGUUCCAACUCAGUCCACCCAAACCAGAUAUGGAAAAUCAGAUUGUAGUAAAUGACUACAGACAAAUGGACAAGAUCCUGAAAGAGGAACGAACAUAUCUACUCAACAUGGUCAAGAAAAUUCAGAAGGCAAAAUGCAACGUCCUUCUGAUCCAGAAAUCCAUCCUACGAGACGCAGUCAACGAUCUAUCGCUCCACUUCUUAUCGAGAUUGAAGAUCUUGGCCAUCAAAGACAUCGAGCGUGAUGAGGUCGAGUUCUUGUGCAAGAGCACAGGUUGCAAGCCGAUCGCCAACAUCGACACCUUCACCGAAGACAAACUCGGUAGUGCAGACUUGGUCGAAGAAAUCACCUCUUCUGGUGCUAGAUACGUCAAGAUUACUGGUAUUCGAGCUGCAUCUACUCAGAACCAAACCGUCUCCAUUGUCGCACGGGGUGCCAAUACUCUCGUCUUGGAUGAGGCUGAACGUUCACUUCACGAUGCCCUUUGUGUUAUUCGCUGCCUGGUAAAGAAGAAGGCUCUCAUCGCUGGUGGCGGUGCCCCGGAAAUUGAGGUCGCUCAACAACUGGCCAAAAAGGCACGAGAGUUGACUGGCACCGAAGCCAUCUGCUGGAAAGCUUUUGCUGAUGCAAUGGAGGUAAUUCCAACGACGUUGGCAGAGAAUGCCGGUUUGAACAGUAUCAAAGUGGUGACAGAGCUGAGACAUCGACACGACCAGGGAGAAAAGAAUGCUGGAGUUAGCAUACGCAGCGGAGGUGUAAAAACCAACAUAGCUGAUGAGAAGGUACUCCAACCUUUACUGGUCAGCACCAGUGCCAUUGAGUUGGCGGCUGAAACAGUCAAGAUGAUACUACGCAUUGAUGAUAUUGCACUGUCACGAUAG
This is a messenger RNA of Exophiala bonariae, 1611 nucleotides long. RefSeq names its product T-complex protein 1 subunit delta (gene CCT4). NCBI's taxonomy places the organism in Eukaryota, Fungi, Ascomycota, Eurotiomycetes, Chaetothyriales, Herpotrichiellaceae. The coding region runs from base 1 to 1611 and encodes 536 amino acids. The transcript is spliced from 2 exons. Gene Ontology annotation, molecular function: ATP binding; ATP hydrolysis activity; ATP-dependent protein folding chaperone. Gene Ontology annotation, biological process: protein folding. The record is from RefSeq and is a predicted model, not a curated record. Gene Ontology annotation, cellular component: chaperonin-containing T-complex.